This is a messenger RNA of Anopheles maculipalpis, 5202 nucleotides long. RefSeq names its product maestro heat-like repeat-containing protein family member 1 (gene c11.1). The transcript is spliced from 7 exons. NCBI's taxonomy places the organism in Eukaryota, Metazoa, Arthropoda, Insecta, Diptera, Culicidae. The annotation marks the transcript as partial. Gene Ontology annotation, cellular component: cytoplasm. The record is from RefSeq and is a predicted model, not a curated record.
AUAGAAAAGCGCACAGAACGUAUGGAGGACCAAAUAAAACCAUCUCCGGUGCCCGUAAUCAAACAGGACCAGCAACUAAUCGCUGUCGUCAACACUCUGCUGGACAGCUUAAAUGACAAGGAGGAGCUACUACGUAAUACGACGGAAGCAUCCCUGAUCCGCAUAGCCAAGCGGAGGUAUGAUGAAAUCGUAGAAGUGUUUUGUGAGUAUCGCAACAAACAUCCAAAGCUGAGUGACACACACACACUUAUCAUACUGAGAGUGAUAUCCUACAUUGCUAGCAAUUUGAUAGACGUUAUCGAUCCGAACAUGGCCUCCAAAUGCAUCCAGUACAGCAUGGCGGAAAUUAUGAAGAUCACCGAACAGAACACAGUAGUGCAAAAUCCCUGCCGAGAAAUUCUGGUCGCUGUUGGGCGUCGAUAUUGCAAAGAAAUUAUGGUAAUCUUUGUGAAACAUCUGGAACACAACCAGCUAGGAAAUUUCAUCAUCAUGCAAUCGGUGGGUGCACUUGCCACCGCAAACACCAUGGACACCGUACCGUACAUUAAGCCCAUUCUUGCCCUCAUUCUACCCACUCUCGCGAUGGUGAAGCAAGACUUUCUCCGCCAAGCGUACGCGUACGCAAUUGGACGGUUCUGUGAGGCAUUCUCCGAACAUCAAGAAUACCAGCGGCAAAAUCCAUACGAAGAGAUCCCUAUGAAAACGAGCGUCCGGUAUGAAAUACACGACGAAGUGUCGAUCGUGUACGACCACUUUCACAUACACUGGUUAUCGUCGCGUGAGCCUAAAGUUACUGGUGAGGUAUUGAAUGCGUUUGCCUUCAUGUAUCCACUGCUACCGGUGAAGCGAGUUAGCGACAAUCUCCCCAAAACUCUCACCAGCGUAUUGGCACUGUACCGGAAGAGCCUGGACCGGAGCGCUAUCACGCAAUACCUUGCCGCGAUUAUCAAAACUGUGCUCGAGCUCGAUUCGAAGCUACUCGGUCCUAUGUCGGACAGUCUGGUUGCGUGUCUGUUUGAGCUAGUGUGUGUAAAUCCCGACUACGACAAACCGCAAACAGUGAAAGGACACUUUGAGGUGCUGCGGUGUUUCGAUCUACUCGCACCAGAGUACGGGGAAAAGAUAGUCGAAAUACUGCUGAUCCAUCUGCGCAACAACAAUGAACGGGAACGCAUUAAAUCGUUACUGGUGGUGACACAUCUAACCAAUACGUCCGAGCCGGUCGUGCGUGAUAAGCUGCCAGAGAUUACGGCGAUCUUAAAGAGUAUGCUCGCGGCGGAAAAGCAAAUUAAAGUGAAGAUAGUGCUGCUCAAGACGGUGGUCGCGUUCAUGCAGAAGAACUUUGUUCGUGAUCAAGAGUUUGUAACGUUUCUGAUACGGAGCAGCUGCCGGCCAAAUAAGAUUAAUCUUGACCAUGGCACUGCAGGCGAGCAUCAAGAAUUUCAACGCGCGUGCAACGAUACAAUGCACAUACUUGCUUCCACCGUUGGCACGGUGGACCAUAUGCUGAAGGUGGAGUUACUGCAUGCGUACCUACGGUUCGAGUUUACCGACAUAUGUGGUACGAUAGGCAAAUGUUUGGCGAAUCUGUUUACCAAGGAUCCAGAGCUAGCUCUUGCGACCGAGCGGCGCCAGAAUCCGUUCGACGAGAGUUCGUCGGAGGAACCGGAUGAAAUACCACCGCCGCGACCGAUUUCGGUGUUCGUUCGUACGCUUGCAUUGUUAGGUAAUUUUAGCGAAUUGAGUCGGAUUCAGUAUCUGCUUGCGUUCCUAAAGAGUUUCGCUGGUAGUCUUUACCGCCAUUUGGUACCGCUGUGGAGCGAGUUGCUAGGCACUCUCCAGGCGGAACUAGCUAGUGGCAUCGAUGAGAUGCGUUACUUCGAGCUGUUGUUUGGCUUCGUGCAGGAAACGAUCCGCGAUGUGGACGAAUACAAGUUCGUGGAAAGCAUAAUCGCAGAAAUGUUCCACCAACUCCCACUCUACCAACCAAUCGGAAGCUAUACGGGAGGAGUUGGGCAAACGUUAGAAUUUAGGGUUCCACCACUGGACCUGGAGAAGCGCAUGUUGGUGAAGAUAUUUGGCGUUUGCUUGUGUCAUUCGCUUGAUGAACAUCUGAUAGCCAACAAGCUCGAUCUGAUCAUUGCCCUAGCGAAGGCAGAAAAGGUAGACAAGAACGCACCAAACGAAGAGUACGAACGGCUUAUGCAGGACUAUGCGGAAGCCCUCGGGUACGCCUCGGUAGAGCAUCUAGACAAGGUAAUGGCCAAGUUGAUGGCGCUCGUGAUCGACGAGGGAACAGUCAAAAAGUCGAACAGCUUUUUCUCGAACCUCAACUUCAUCAAGGACAGUGCACGGGAACUGGAAGCAUACAAACUGAAGGUGCUGGCACUGCAAGCGCUGCACGUUAUUCUGGGCCGUGCCCCGAAGGAAACUAUGGCACAGCACUUUACUGAACCGGUGGUACGCUAUCUGAUCGCCCAGUUCGACAGUAAGGAGCUGUUUGUGCGAAGGCUCGUCCUAAAGACACUGCUCGCCCUAACCGACGCACUCUCUCCUUCGGAUGAGGAUGAGCUUAUGACUAACGAACGCAACUGUACCGAUCUGUAUCGUAUCUGCAUGACCAUCACGGCGGACAGCAGUUAUGAGUACUUACCACUGCUACCCUCAAUUAUACAACUGGCGACGCUGCUGGUGAAACUGAGCACUGAAGAACAAAACCUGGACGUGAACGGACUACUAAAUGCGAUAUGUUUCUACUUUUUCACCACUGCACAGAACCUCAAGUCGCGGCUAGACUCCUCGGAAGACGAUACGCGUACCAGCUACUUGGCGCGGUAUCUUAACCUUUCGCUGCCGGAGGUGAACCAAUUCAUUCGGACAGUUUUGGUGCAGCAAAACGCUUCGCCCGCCUGUCUGGACGAUGUGCAUUCUAUACUGGAAAAGUGGCUAAAGGAUCGUAACGGCGAGGUGCGUAUCUGCGCAUGUCACGUGUAUAACAGCACGCUCGAGGUGUACAUGCGAUCAAUGAAGAUAGGCUGCGAAGCACCGUCCAAGUUCAAUCAGACUGGUAGCAUGCUGGGCAAGAUCAUACCGCGUUGCAUCGAUUCGAACGCAACCGUCCGACAAACGGCGGUGGAGGUGUUGAAAAAGAUCCUUGAAAUUGCCUGCGUUUACGAGACGCUAACCGUGGCGGACAGCAGCGUUGAAUGGGUGAACGAGCUCGACCGGAUCCGAGACGAAAUUGUUACGGACGAUGCGAAAGACAUAUACCGGAUUGCUGCAGAGCUGGCACGCAUCAUUGCCCAACGAUUGUCCAGCUAUCAGUAUGUGCAGUUUAGCAAAUGUCUACUGUACAGUGUGAACGAUCCGGAAUCGAGCUCGGUGAUCGGUGCGUCGUACGUCCUGAAGUUUUUCAUGCACGUGAAGGGCACGGACAUGUUCCACGCUAUACCGGAACUGGUGAAGGAGUGUCUCUAUGCGGCGAAAAUCUGUGAAGUAGCAAGGGCCAAAACAACGAUUCUAAAAUCUAUCCUAGCCUUCACGAAACACCACCCAAAGCUAGUUUGUAACGAGAUUCUCACACAGUGUUUACCGCUGGAAGACCAUGUCAUUGAGUACUGGAAAACGGUCACGAUGGACCCGGAUCUAAGUGGGAUUAUUAUAGACAAUUUUAUCAGUUCCAUUACCUCUGCCUGUCUGUACGAACUACUGCAGCAACAGCAACAACAGUCGGAAGCAAAUGAUGAAUCAACUCGGAUCGCCACCUUACACCCAUUCGCCAUCGUGUGCGUACUGAGGGAGAUGUUCCGAUGUCCGGAGCUAAGGAACGAAAUGCAAUCCCGCUUUGCGGAGAUUUUCUGUAUGCUACUGUCAACGCUCGCUUCCUACAUAACACUUCUACCACCGUACACGGUACUCGGACAAUCUUCAACGGCUGUUAAUGUGACCAUUCCCAAAGGUAAUCGGCGAGUCGCGAAAGGAAAUGCAAGUGGAUCGAGUAAACACACAGCACUAAAGCUAAACCCGUGCCAGAUGGUACUGGAAGCGUUCCAAACGUUCUUGGAAACGCUAGGUAUGCAGCAAAUCUCGCUCGUGCUAGCCGUCUGUCCGGACUUGGCAGCCAGUACAGAUUUGAAUAACUUUAUUGAAAUUCUAACACCGCUUGGUGUGGCAACGGCCAGUGAGGUUGGUAUCAACUCUGCCCUAAUGCGCCAAAUAGUGACAACCAUGAGCCGGUACGUGAGCAGCCCGUACGAUACGCAACGGAUUGCGUCGACCGGGUUUUUCGCCCAUCUUAUGCCACUACAACCGUGUGGCGAGUCGGCGUCGGUCAUUAUGCUAAGUCUGGAGUCUUCGCUGAACGAUCCAAAUCCGCUCGUUCGUGGUUUAAGUAUUAGAGGUAUGGCGUACUUGUGCAGCCUCACGCGGCACGAUAUCGACAAAUAUGCUACGAUGUGCUUAACGUCCCUGCUGAAAGGUAUCGAAGACUACAACGAACACUGCUUCAUUAACAUCCCGCUCGAUAGUAUGCGUGGGCUGUCACGUAUACUGCAAGCGAUCGACCCGGCCAAAUUCGAACCGUUUCAGGUGUCGUCCGCCAUUCGUAUCAGACCAUUUUUCGAGAAAAAUUCUACCGAACUGCGAGAAUCGGCUAUCCUGCUGUUUGGAGACAUCUGUGGUUUGAAACUAAAGCAGGCAUCGAACAAUUCGGAUGGACAAUUGCAGGAACCGAUUUCCGAACUGCUGAUGGAGCAGCUGCGGGCGAAUUUGUGCUCUCUUUUAUUGCAUCUUUGCGAACAGAACAGCAUGAUUGCGCGUGCGUGUAAGAUCACGCUCAAAAACGUGUGCGCUUUGCUCGGUACGGCGAAGAUGAAUGCGUUGGCGCAAAACCAUUUGUUAGAACACGGUCAGCUGCAGUGCACAGUCUUCUUAAAGGAUUUUGUCAAGCUUAUCGGUGAAGAAUUGCAAUAUUGGAUCAAUGAUUUCAUCGACGCGUGUUUACCCAUGCUGCGAAGUCAGUGGCCCGAGAUACGCGGAAACGCUGCAAUGCUGAUCGGGCUACUUCACUGUCAGAAUGCGAACGUAAAGUCGCAGCAUAUGGAGCAAAUCGGUCAUAAAAUAUCUUUACUGCUGAAGGACGAAUGCACGACGGUAAAAGUGAACGGUUCCGAAGCACUCGGCUACAUUUACGGUGAAAUGUGA